CGCAUAUUGAGUAUUAAAAGCAGUGGGGAAGUAACUAGAACAUGAUUGCUGAUAAGGCUUGGGCUGUUUGGAGAAACAACAAACCUGUUAUCAUAACAUUGAAUUGUUUUCAAUUGCACAGUCAAUACAAUGAUUUUAACUAUAAAACCACUUAAAGGAAAGGAGUGCAAUUUACAGGUCACAGAAGAUGAAAAAGUCUCCAUGGUGAAAGAACUAGUGUCUGAACGUCUGAAUAUACCUGCAAAUCAGCAGCGAUUGCUUUACAAGGGGAAAGCCCUUGCAGAUGAACACAGAUUGAGCGAUUAUUCCAUUGGGCCAGAGGCCAAGUUAAACUUGGUGGUUCGUCCAGCAGGGGAGAGGAGUGGGAUGGCUAGCAGUAGCAGUGCGGUCAGCGGGGUGUGGCAGACUCUGUCCACUGUACUAGCGAAACACUUCAGCCCUGCAGAUGCAGCUAAAGUCCAUGAACAGUUAAUCAAGGAUUAUGAACGUUCACUUCGGCAACUCAGUCUGGAUGACAUUGAGCGCCUGGCCGGGCGACUGCUUCACCCAGACAGCGAGGGCAUGGACACAUCGUACAUGGAUUGAAAACCUGCCUGACUUGACGGUAUUCUGGCGAUUCACAGAGCAGCUGCAGCCAUCACUAGAGGAGGCUGGUCUGUCAUCCCUCAGUUUGAUCUGAUCUGGGAAGUCAUAAGUCUCCACUUCUGACUCCUAACAAUGAGGACAGGAAAACAUGGCAGGUUAAUGCCUUCAAAAGUUCCGAAGUGAAUACAUUCUUGUAUCUGCAUCAAUAAAUUGUUCUUAAAGUGUGAAAA
Messenger RNA from Oncorhynchus tshawytscha (Chinook salmon), 815 nucleotides. It is a transcript of the gene ubl4a, whose product is annotated as ubiquitin like 4A. The coding region runs from base 130 to 585 and encodes 151 amino acids. The record is from RefSeq and is a predicted model, not a curated record. Gene Ontology annotation, biological process: post-translational protein targeting to endoplasmic reticulum membrane. Gene Ontology annotation, molecular function: protein binding. The transcript has 5 exons. NCBI's taxonomy places the organism in Eukaryota, Metazoa, Chordata, Actinopteri, Salmoniformes, Salmonidae.